This is a messenger RNA of Lagopus muta (rock ptarmigan), 7832 nucleotides long. It is a transcript of the gene RNF24, whose product is annotated as ring finger protein 24. Gene Ontology annotation, cellular component: endomembrane system. The record is from RefSeq and is a predicted model, not a curated record. Gene Ontology annotation, molecular function: ubiquitin protein ligase activity; zinc ion binding. NCBI's taxonomy places the organism in Eukaryota, Metazoa, Chordata, Aves, Galliformes, Phasianidae. The coding region runs from base 6096 to 6542 and encodes 148 amino acids. The transcript has 6 exons.
AUGGGGUUUGGGGAGCCCUGGUUCAUUCUGGUUGGCGCAUUAAUCAUAGAGUCAUUAAGGUUGGAAAUGAUUAAUAAAGUCCACAAGUCCACCCCACCCCACCAUGCCCACUGACCAUGGCCCUCAGUGCCACAUCUCCACUGUUCUUGAGCACCUCCAGAACCAGUGACCACCAGGACAGCCUGUUCCAAUGCAUUGCCACUCUUUUGGAGAAGAAACGUUUGCUUAUAUCCAACCUGAAAAUGCAAGCGUUGAAUAUCCAACCAUUCAGUGCAUCCUGUCACUGGAAUGGCUCCUCCUGCUUGAAACAAUAUCCCGGCGCUGGGUCGGGAUCACAGUCAGCUCCUUUCUGCUUGGAGCCAGUUUUGCAAACGAGCAAAUAUUUCUGCCUGCCUUUAAAGAUGCGCUUUUGCCAUUGUUCUGCAGAAAGCCCUCAGCUGGGCUGGGCUUCCCCUGGGGCAAUUUCCUGGCAGAUUGGUUAUGAAGGCAGCUGCGUUUUUAGUUUUUCUUUUGUUUCCCUUUUGCGAGCUCAGCUGAGCAUGUACACAUGGCGUGGAACAAAAGCCGGCCCUGAUCUGCGCCGGCGCGCGCCCGGCAGCUGGCAUAAAAGAGAGGGUGGUCCGGGCUGAAACUGUGGAUGGAAUGAGUUAGCUUUCUUCUUUUGGACGGAAAUUUGGAUGUUUUGUAUCUUGUAUCUGUGCGUGCAAACCUGUAGUGCUGGUGUGAAUCUGUGCUCCCAUUUGUUUUUGUCUUUUUGGAGUAAUGCUGCAGGGAACUUGCUUUACCAGUGGGGUUGGACUGGAUGAUCCCAAGGGGUCCCUUCCAACCCCUACGGUUCUGUCAUUCUGUAAUUUCCAGUCAGAUCAGCCCAAAGCUCAGACCUCAGAGAAAAGAAGAGGCUGAGUUUAUGCAACCCCUCAAACGUCCAUCCCAAAGCAGAUGGGACACUGGUACAGCAUCCCCCAGAUGGGAUCCAGCCCCGUGGACAUACUGCAAAUGCCCCUUACCCUCAUCCAAAGGGCUUUCAGCGCGGGCUGUGCUCUGCUUUUGUUGACAUCUGGUUGGAAACUUCUUAAAUCCUCUGGCGAGGGGGUAAUUCUAAUCCCUCUCAAUGAGAUCAGCGGAUUAGUGUCUUAUAAAAUUGGAGGAUUAGCUUGAGCCAUUUUUUCUUUAUUUUUUUUUUUUUCCCCUUCCUUUCUGUGCAGCAUCGGGUCAUUGCCGUACCGCUACUAAGAGAGAUGAGGGGCUUUGCACUUUAAAAAGCUGAACCAAAUUAUGCGAUUUUUCACAAACCAAAGCAUUGAAAAGUAUAUCUUUAAUCCUCGCCCAUGGAUUUUUGUGCAGUAUCAGGGUUUUUUUAGCGCGCUGGCAUCGCACUGCGUGAAGUCACUCAGCUGUGGAUGGUUUGCAGCCUUUGUACAGGUAGGCAUUGGGCUGAGUUGGAGGGUUUCCUUGAAGGAAAUCAGCAAAACUUCUUGGGAGUGGCAUUGCUGAUCCUCUGUUGGUUAUCACAAAGAGUUCAGGACCCAUGGAGAACGUGGCUACGUCAUGAUGGGAUGGAGAAACUCUGCAUCGUGCACUUAUUACAGCCCAUGCCUUCGUCAGCAUGCGAUCUACAGCAGCUUUCAUGAUGCACAAUGGAGGUUUUGCUCCAACGCUGCUGCACUGCCUAUGUUUGCAGGGUUUCCUCGCGUAGCUCUUUCCUCAACCCACAGCAGCUGUGAUCUGGGAAUGCCUGGCUGCCGCCCAGAGCUUUUAAAUCCCUACAAAGGCAAACUCAUCGCUUCCACUGCCCUAACGAGGCCAUGGGGCUCUCACUGAACUGUGCCAGGAGCCGCCGCGGUGACAUUUCAGCAGCCUUCAUCCCGUGAAUUCAGAUGUGACUUAAUGCAGUGGCCCCGCAGCGUGGAGAAAGAGCUCCUUUCCUUCCCCUGCAGAAUGCAGAACGGCACGGCUGCGUAACCCCAUCCUCAUCAUCUCAUCCUGGGGCUUUUUUUUCUUUGCCAAAAAUGAGCAUUUUGCAAAUGCAACUUUACAUUUUGCUAAGUUGGGGAAGGCGGAGAGUGGGCUGAGAGAGCUACAGUAACGUUAAGAGUGUGAAGAUCUGGGACCUCACCGUUUGGUUUUAAAGGAUGUGCUGGCCAUGCAAGACUGCAAUUUAAUACUUAGAUCAACUCAAAUUGUCUUUAACUCAUAGUAAAAGCAUAAGCAAGGUUUCCUGGGCAUCAUGUGGUCCCCUGACCUUUAAGAAGAUACUCGAUGCAGCCCUGUGCUCGUCACUGAAGCAGCUCGUUAGCAUCAGUGGUAUAUUAUGCCUUCUAGGAGUUGAUUCAGAGUCCAGGAAUGCAUGGAGCUCUGACGGCUGUGUUGCAUGGCAGAGAGCCUCACUGCUGUCCUUGUCUUGGCAGCCUUGGGAGGGGGGUGGAAAAUAGUCAGCAGGCUUUGUUCAACCUACUGCAAAACAAGAGAUAAUGGCCUGAAAUUGUGCCUGGGGAGGGUCAGGAUGGAUGUUGGGAAAAGUUUCUUUGUAGGAAGAACGGUCAGGCACUGGCACAGCUGCCCAGGGAGUGGUGGGGUCACCAUCCAUGGAGGUGGUGAAGAAUCGUGGAGAUGUGGCACUUGGGGACAUGGUCAGUGGGCAUGGUGGGAUGGGUUGAGGUUGAACUUGGGGAUCUUAGAGCUCUUUUUCAACCCUGAUGAUUCUAAAAGCAACCCAGAUGCUAAGCAGCGUUCUCUCAAGCCUUUCUGUGUCAACAGCAGGGCCUUAACAUUCAUCUGUACUAAUUGAGGGUUAAAUUGAGGAGGAGACCUGUAUUUCUUUGGGUGAAAUGAUAAGUUUGGGCAGAAGAUGCUCAAAGUGCUUCUCUGUCACCUCCUGGCUAUCAACACCCGUGGACUCUUGGUGUUCUCCAUCUCACUGCAGUCACGGAAUCAUAGAAUCACCAAGGUUGGAAAAGACCCCUGAGAUCAACCAGUCCAACCAUCCACCUAUCUUCAACAUCCCCCACUAAACCGUGUCCCUCAGUGCAACAUCUAACAUUUCUUGAACACCUCCAGAUUCCACCACCUCCUUGGGCAGCCCAUUCCAGUGCCUUAACACUCUUCUCAGAGAAGUAUGCAGAACAGGAGGACAGGGGAUUUUCAGUGACCCCAAAUGCUUUGCAGAAUCCAUUAGCAGAGCAGAACGAAUGCUGAAAAAUUUCCCUAAAACCCAGUAAUUUUGUUAAACCAGAGGAAGGGCAGGCCAACUGCACAACUCCUUUUUUUUUCUGUAGAUAAUAGGAAAAAUACCAUAUGGUGGUGACAUGGUGACGGUAUAUAUUCCCAGGAGGCUGAGGUUUGGGUUAUUUGGGUUUUCCCAAAGAGUUUUUGGUGCUGUCAGCAUCUUAACAUCCAGCCCUCACAGAAAUAUUGAGGCUUUUUGGGCUGCUGUUCCUUAGGGUUUAUUGGCGAUUUGGGUUUGGUGUCCAGCUUUUUGCAUCAAGCUGCUUGUUCUUGUGACAUUUCUUACAUUACUUAUUAUAAUACUUACAUUACUUAUUUAUUACUUUCUUAUAUUCUUGUGAAAAUUAAGAGAAUGGAUCCACUGACAGCAUUUUUUUGAGGACCAAAAUCCAGGUUCUGGGCUUGAAGAGAGCAGCAGGCAGUAACAUAAAGGCUUUUUUUUUCCUUUUUUUUCCAUUAAAGGGGCUUAGGAAGCAGGGGUGAAAGGAUCUCAGGGGGUUAUAGAAUCCAUCUGCUUGUCAGUGUUAAAGAAUGGAGAAAGCUGGUUGCUUUUUUGCUUUGCAGAAAGUGAUUUGCUUUUGUUUAGCAUGGUGAGGUUGUCUCAAUCAAAGCCAGAUUGUUUUGCUAGUAAGGAUAUCUUUGGAGCAUCUGUUGUCUGCAUCCCUCUGCUCUUGUCAUCCAGAUGUAAUUUACAGUCCAUACAAUCAUAGUAUGGCUUGGGUUGGAAGGGAACACAAUGAUCAUCAAGUCUGAACUCCCUGAAUGGCUUUGGUUGGAGAGGACCUCAGCGAUCAUCUAAUUCCAUUUUCCGUGUGUUUCAACGCUGGGUUUCGGCUGGCGGAGCUUCCAAAAAGCCCAUUAAUUGGGGAAAACCCAGUAAAUCAGGAAAUUAGCACCUGAACAAGGGAUGGGGCAUGGUUCCAGGGUGAGCACCACGAGGGAUGCUGCCAGAAGGAGACGCAGCGCAUCCUUUCCCACCGCAUCUUGAGCUCAGCAGGUCGUGACAUUGCAUCUGGGACAGAGCCACGUGCCAGGUAAAUGGGCAAAAAAAAACUCCACAGAGCCAAAGGGAGAAAAUUCCUCAAGCAUUAUUUCAUCACGGAGCUGCAAUUGAACCGUAUUUGGACAGUCUGUGUGCAUCCAGCAUCCAGCGUCGGUUUCCCGAAUGCAGAGCUCCGGACGCACGGAUCCUGUGGCCACUUGACGAACUUCCUGUGGCUUUACCAAAACUCACUGCAUUGCCUGGAAAUUCCAGCAAAACAAUUGCCAGAGCAGCCCAACAGCUGGCUGCUUUCCUCCUUCCUGCUGCCGUCAUCCAAGGGCAGCACAAACGCUGGGUUAGCCUGGAUAAAAAAGCAACAGUGUUUGUUUUGUUUUGUUAUUAUUAUUUAUUUUACCUUUUUUAUUGUCUUUUUUUCCUGGAAUUUGCAAGAUCUGCCUCAGCAACAGCGUGGAGCUGAUGUAAGCUCAGCAAUGGGAGCUUCUGCUGACCUAUUUUCUGCAUCUUUCUGCACCAGCAGCACUGAAAACCUUCUCCCAUCUAAAGGUGCGCUUUGAAGGUCACAGUGUCUGCUCAACCAACUGAAAAGCAUCCCAGAAACUCACCGAAUAGCACAGCACUGCUGGUGAAGCUGCCUUGGUUUUUUUUCUUCCAUUUAUUAUUUGUUUGAAGACUUUUAGACCUUUCUGCUCGCUGAUCUCUUCACUGUAUUUCCACACUGAGGGGGUUAAAUCUCAGCGCUCAGCAUCGUCUAACCGAGGAGCAAAGCCAGGGAAUCUUGAUUCCUGUUCAAAAAGCAUCAAAUUCUCUCUUGAAGGGAGGGAAAUGGGGAUCAAAGGUCCGGAACGGCUCCUGCUGGGAGUCCAGUUGGAUUUCUUGCUUGUGCAUGCACCAACGACCAGCGUGCAGCCAAAAUGGGGAAAAUGAGCAGCUUUUGUUCCAUCUGACAAGAGGUUUUAUGGCGUUGGUGACCCAGCUGCAGUCCCACGUUGGGCAGCAUCCUCCUGGACGAGCAUUGCUGCUGUUUCAGGUUGGAAAGCUUCUCUGAAAGAGUGGUCAAGCACUGGCACAGCUGCCCAGAGAGUGGUGCAGUCACCGUCCCUGGAGGUGUUUAAGAGCAUGGGGAUGUGGAGCUGAGGGAUGUGGUCAGUGGGCACGGUGGGAUGGGCUGGGCUUGGGGAUCUCUGUGCUCUUUUCCAACCUUAAUGACUCUGUUGUGGUGGUGGCGAUGGCUUGCUGGUUGGACUAGGUGGUCUUUUCCAGGCUUAAUGAUUCUAAGGGACAUCAAAGAUCAUCGUGUUCCAACCAGGGCUGUGAUGUGGAUGAGAGCUUCCCUCCAGCCUGCUGGCUGCGCAUCGCUGUCUCCCUGCUGGUGUCAAAGUGCCCAGAAAGGGGAAAGUCUGGAAGUCAUCCCACUAAGCACACACAAUGAAUAACAUUUAUGUUGUGGAUUUAUCGCAUGGAAGAACACCCUGCUCCGCAGCUGACACCAACCUCGGGAAUGUUUUGCAUUCAUUUUAACUUCCACCCAAGUUAACAGCCGAGCUUUUGGGUCAACCUGUGUGAAACACUUUGUGGAUUUGUGCCAAUGCCUUUGGAACAGGAGAUGUGUGCCUGUUACCCAGCCAACCAGAUGUGCUGUUGACCCCCAAACCAGCCCUCCACCUGGGCUAAACUUAAUAGAACGCUCAAUGCUCGCAUGGCCCAUUUAUACAGUGGUAAAAAUUAAUAAUAAUUAAAAAAAAAAAUACAUCUCCCAGCAAUUCAGUGCAGGUCUGGUCCCCCCUUGCUGCAGUUCGUCAGUGCAGGAAGAUAAUUGCCAGCCUUGCUCAUCGCUUUGAGAUCUUCUGAUGAAAGCUGCAUCCUACCCAUGAGCUCGGAUUUCCAGCAUUACAGUUUCAGGAUGCCGAACAUCGGGUUCCAGAACCUGCCUCUCAACAUAUAUAUCGUGGUUUUUGGCACGGCCAUCUUCGUCUUCAUCCUCAGUUUACUGUUCUGUUGCUACUUGAUCAGGCUCAGACAUCAAGCACACAAAGAGCUUUACGCCUACAAACAGGUAAUACUGAAGGAGAAGGUGAAGGAGUUGAACCUACACGAGAUCUGUGCCGUUUGCUUGGAGGAAUUCAAGCCCAAGGACGAGCUGGGGAUCUGCCCGUGCAAACAUGCCUUCCACAGAAAGUGCCUCAUCAAAUGGCUGGAGGUGCGCAAGGUCUGCCCGCUCUGCAACAUGCCGGUGCUGCAGCUGGCACAGCUGCACAGCAAGCAGGACCCAGGCCCUCCUCAGGGUCCCCUACCUGGAGCAGAGAACAUCGUAUAGCUCUGCAUCAGCACAGACUGCCCCGGGGCUGCUGGGGGGUACCUGGAGACGACCAAAGCACUACGGCACCAGCAAAGGAGCCAAGCUGGGGACGGGAGGAUGGAGAGCUGAGAGCACUUUAGGGAAGUAGCAUCCCUGCGCCCCAAAACGGUGCUUGGCCUCGGAAUGGGGUUUUCCUCAGCGGGAACAUGGAGCUCAGUGACUGUCGGGAAGCCUCAGCAUGAUGCCUUGGGAUGGAGCUGUGCCUGAAUGCACUCAUCCCCCUUUGAGCAUCACCCAGGAGAGCCGGUGUCCGUCCCGCGCGGUGCUGUGGGCUCAGUGCCAUCCAAGGGGGGAAUUUUUCACCCCUGAUUGCCAUCCCUACUGAGGAUUGCAGUUUCUCCUCCCAAAGGGCCGCCCAGGGUUUGGGGCCGGGUGCUUUUUGGGGUGGCUUCCCCCCCUCCCCCCUGCUCAGUGCCACGGGCUACCUCAGGGCUCCCUUCAUCCCCACCAUGGGGCAGAGCAUCUCCCAUUGGUGCAACCACCUGGUAUCACAGCAAGGUGGGGGCAAACCCUGCCCUUUGGGUUCACGUUGAGCCUGGCUCUUUAGGUUUCCAAGCACGGAUGGCUCAGCAUCACCCAAACUCCCUCCCCAACCCUCCCCGAGUGCCAAAGCUGCUGGGGGCUGCACCACCCCCUCCUCUCCUUUCACCCCAUGGGGCAAAUUCAGCCCUUUUCCAGGCAUCGUUCCCCCCCCUCCAAUCCCACAGCUCUUUAUGGAGGCGGGGGGGAGGUCCCAGUUUUACCCCACAGCGGGGCUGGGUGGGCUCUGGGGGGGUCCCUCCUGUACAGACCUUGCAACUCCCAAGCCUGUUUAUGGAGCGUGGAGCCUCAUAGACGUGUUUGUACACUACAAAUUCUGCAGCAGAAUAUUUUUUUAAAAACAUUUGCUGUUUUUUUUUUUUGGAGGGGGGAGGAAGGUGUUUUUUUUGUUGUUGUUGUUGUUUUUGGGGGCUUUUUUUUUUUUUGUAAGCUCUAUUUUUGUAUAUUUAAUUGCUAUUUCAAGAUUCUAACGCGUCUUGUUUUGCUAAUCACACUAUUCUUAAGGAAAAAAAAGAAAAGCAAAGGAGGAGGUUUGCAUGUGAUUUGACUUGAAAUGUAAAUAAAGGCAGGUUUUGGAUGCAGGGUGUGUUUGAAGGGGGGACUGUGGCCACGGGGAAAGGAUCCCAUCCCCAACACCUCGCUCUGUGCUGUGUCUGCACGACCUGCAUCUCCCAGCACAGCUUCAGGGUCUCAUCUGAGACAGGGCAC